GUAUCGCGAGACUUGCCCGUAUAUAUAAAUGUAGCGCACGCUCAGUCAGGUCUCUUUCGUUCGGAUUGGAGACAACAUGUCCCACCGCAAGUUUUCGGCUCCGCGCCACGGCUCUUUGGGCUUCUUGCCCCGCAAGAGGAGUAGCCGUCACCGGGGUAAGGUGAAGAGCUUCCCUAAGGAUGACCCCAGCAAGCCCGUUCAUCUGACCGCCUUCCUGUGCUACAAGGCCGGUAUGACUCACAUCGUCCGUGAGGUGGACAGACCUGGGUCAAAGGUGAACAAGAAAGAAGUAGUUGAGGCUGUCACCAUCUUGGAAACUCCCCCUAUGAUCGUGGUGGGAGUUGUGGGCUAUGUCGAAACUCCCCGUGGUCUGCGCGCCUUCAAGACAAUCUUUGCCGAGCACAUGAGCGAUGAGUGCAAGCGCCGAUUCUACAAGAACUGGUACAAGUCCAAGAAGAAGGCUUUCACAAAGUACUGCAAAAAGUGGCAGGAUGAGGACGGCAAGAAGCACCUGGAGAAAGACUUUAACUCCAUGAAAAAGUACUGCAAGGUCAUCCGCAUCCUCGCCCACACACAGAUGCGUCUGCUGCCUCUGAGGCAGAAGAAAUCUCACCUGAUGGAGGUGCAGCUCAAUGGUGGCUCCAUCGCAGAAAAGGUGGACUGGGCCCGUGAGAAGCUGGAGCAGGCUGUGCCCAUCAACACAGUCUUCUCCCAGGACGAGAUGAUUGACGUCAUUGGUGUCACCAAGGGACACGGCUACAAAGGGGUGACCAGUCGUUGGCACACCAAGAAGCUCCCUCGUAAGACCCAUCGUGGUCUGCGCAAGGUGGCCUGCAUCGGUGCCUGGCAUCCUGCCCGCGUUGCCUUCUCUGUUGCCCGAGCUGGUCAGAAGGGAUACCAUCACCGCACUGAGAUCAACAAGAAGAUCUACAAGAUCGGUCAGGGCUACCACCAGAAGGAUGGCAAGCUGGUGAAGAACAACGCUUCCACGGAUUAUGAUUUGUCCAACAAGAGCAUCAACCCUAUGGGUGGGUUUGUCCACUAUGGAGACGUUUCGAACGACUUUGUCAUGGUGAAGGGAUGUGUAGUAGGAACCAAGAAGAGGGUUCUGACUCUGCGUAAGUCCCUGCUGGUGCAGACAAGCCGUCGUGCUUUGGAGAAGAUCGACCUCAAGUUCAUCGACACCACCUCCAAGUUUGGUCACGGCCGCUUCCAGACCGCGGAAGAGAAGAAGGCGUUCAUGGGACCACUCAAGAAGGACCGCAUUGCCAAGGAGGAGACAGCCUGAAGUCUGCAAAUGUGAUAUCUGUACGGUCGUUGUCUGCAGUUCUAUUAAACACUUCAACCACA
Nerophis lumbriciformis (worm pipefish) is the source of this 1350-nucleotide messenger RNA. It is a transcript of the gene rpl3, whose product is annotated as ribosomal protein L3. Gene Ontology annotation, cellular component: ribosome; cytosolic large ribosomal subunit. NCBI's taxonomy places the organism in Eukaryota, Metazoa, Chordata, Actinopteri, Syngnathiformes, Syngnathidae. The record is from RefSeq and is a predicted model, not a curated record. Gene Ontology annotation, biological process: translation. Gene Ontology annotation, molecular function: RNA binding; structural constituent of ribosome.